This is a messenger RNA of Lepus europaeus (European hare), 2035 nucleotides long. RefSeq names its product vesicle associated membrane protein 3 (gene VAMP3). The record is from RefSeq and is a predicted model, not a curated record. Gene Ontology annotation, biological process: vesicle-mediated transport; SNARE complex assembly; vesicle fusion. Gene Ontology annotation, cellular component: SNARE complex; plasma membrane. The transcript is spliced from 5 exons. NCBI's taxonomy places the organism in Eukaryota, Metazoa, Chordata, Mammalia, Lagomorpha, Leporidae. The coding region runs from base 84 to 395 and encodes 103 amino acids. Gene Ontology annotation, molecular function: syntaxin-1 binding; SNAP receptor activity.
CCCACCCAUCCCCAAGCCUAGGUCCCGGGCUACGCGGCUCGGAGGACUCUCGCCCCGCCGCCCGCGCCUCCGCCGCUGCCGAAAUGUCUACAGGUGCAGCUGCAGGUUCGAGCGCUGCUGCCGGCAGCAGAAGACUUCAGCAGACACAGAACCAAGUAGAUGAGGUGGUGGACAUAAUGAGAGUCAACGUGGACAAGGUGUUAGAAAGAGACCAGAAGCUCUCCGAGCUAGAUGACCGUGCGGACGCACUGCAGGCUGGAGCCUCUCAGUUUGAAACCAGUGCUGCGAAGUUGAAGAGGAAAUAUUGGUGGAAGAAUUGCAAGAUGUGGGCGAUAGGGAUCAGCGUUCUGGUCUUCAUCAUCAUCAUCAUCAUUGUGUGGAUCGUCAGUUCCUGAAGGGCCGGCGAGCCCGAAGCCGCUCUUCAGGAGAACUCUUCGAGACUUUGGACUUAGAACUUGCUGUAUUAUGAAGCCUCCCUACUGUUUUUUAUCUAAAAUAAUUAUUUUUUGUUCGUGUAAAGUUCAAUUUCUAGGAAAUGUGCCUUUGGUCUCUAAUACGCACUCCAAGCUAGAAGUGGGCCAGCCCACCUGCAUUUUACAUAGCGGCCUCACAGGUCUAAGCUGAUAAAGACCUCCCAAGCCCCAGAGGCUACUCCUCUAGACCCAACUUUGUCACUAAUUCACGGCCCCUGGCUCUCACUAAGGGAACUUGUGUGAAGUUGGCUAUCCCUGUCAUAUGGCACUAUCCUUAGGUCUACCUUUUCAACCUUGAGUAAUCACACUUCCAGUUUGUACCUUCAGAAAGAACACUACCGCCUAACACAAACCUGUGACAGUAACAGGUGUGCCUUACUUUGAUACUUUUCUGGUUGCCUAUAAGAAACCUCUACUUUUUGUAAGCAAGACUGACUCUUCUGCUGUGUCUAAAGACAUGCUAAGAGCUUGGCUCUUCCUGAGGCGUGAAGAUAUUUCCUUGUUACUGUUAAGUGCCACUUGCUACAGUUACCAGUCAGAAUAGUAGCCAUUUAACAAAGCUUUUAUAGUGCUGACGCUAAGACCAAAGUUUAUUUUGCCAAAAUGUUAAAAAUGAAUAAAAUUGCCUUAAGUCUGUUCCUGACAGAUAAAUUCAGGAAAGUGCCAAGUGGACCGUAAAGUGCCCUUCAGAACUCAAAUGGUCAUUCGGUGUGCGCGCCUCCUGCAGCCUGGCGAGCCUGUCCUGCCUUGGAAGGCACAGAUGUGCGGCUCCCCUCUGAUGCCACCUCCCCCCGGGUCGAAGGGUUGAGCUGGAUUCUGGCGUGCUAGCGACAGAUGUCAGCGUGGGCUCUGAUGUGUUUCUAGUGAUUACGGGAGCAGCAGUUUGUAGCCUUCAAGGCCAUCUGUGCAUUGACCUCAUAGAUGACAGCUGUGGGAGUUCGUGUGCCAUGUGCAUUCGUAUUCCACAUCCUACAGCAGUCCUGCGAGGUGUGCUUGCACACGGGCUGUGGACAGGUGGAGGGCCCUUGGCACCAGCAGAGCCCACCAGAGCCACUUUGUUUCUUCAGCGUCUUAAGCACAGGAUGCUGCUUUGGGUGUAACUGCUGCCACCAAGAGACGUGUGUGUACUGAGACUUCCAGCGCGAGGGCAUGUGGCUGAAAGAGGGGAGGAGGCACUGGGGGAGAGACUGGGGCCUUGUCACCCUGCCUGCCACCAGAACGUCCUCCCGUUCUUGGGACUUACAGAGCAACCACAGCUGAGGUUGCCCCGAACACCACUGCAAUGCUGCCAAGAAACAAGCAGCUGUGAGGGUCAGGGCGUCCGCCCAGCCUCCGUGGGGGGGCUCAGACCUCGGUGCUGUCCCCCCGGUGUCAGGGUCAGGGCAUCCGCCCAGCCUCCACGUGGGGGCUUCUGGCCAUGUCUGGCUCAAACCUCGGUGCUCUCUGCCCGGUCCCAUGUAACCCACUGGCUCCUGCAUUAACCCAGGAAUACCUCACUCCUCUCUGCAUUUAGCUGGGAACUUGCCCACUAUGAUGCUCUGAAUAAAGUGUUUAUAAACAUG